UACCGCUAGCACUGCGACCCUCCCCGAAGAUACGACUAUGCUAUUAAAGCCUGUAGAGGCUGCGAUUCAACUCGCGAAGUACAGUUUGGAUUUACAGUAAACACCCAACAACAACAAAAACAAAAAAACAAAAACCCCAACGAUUGACGGGCAUCUCUACGCGAUGCUGGGGAUCAAUUCGCAGGACACGGAACUCGCAUGCGGAGCCAAGACCUGUCAGAUUAGAUGAGAUAGUAUGAAAGGAAUGAGUACGAUGAAUGUUGUCCAAACUAUUUAGACGAGAUUCGGGUUUCAUAGCGGCAAAGAUAAGCCUUUAUCCUGGUUGGCAUGAAACAAGCGUCGUGGAUGAUGAGGACACAGUGAUAAUACUUAGAAUCAGGUAGAUCUCUUAACGAAGAUUAAUGACUACUCCAUGGUUGAAUUCACAAUAUGGGCUUUCGGGGCUACAAAUAUGCAAUCUCUAGAGUGUACUUGCCAAAAAGAAGCAGGUUUGAGUUCAAACUCUCAACUUUCUUCGGUUCCGAAAAUCGAAAUAUGUUCCUCAAAAAAGAAAGCUAGUAACCUACUCACGGCCACAUCGAAGUUAGAAACAAUAUUCAUGCUGCACCGAUGUUUCUCAAUACUGACCACGGCGGCCAGGCAUCUAAAAGAACUUCAGAAGGAGUCUCAUCACAGAUUCUGCACACCAACUACCGCUCCCAUCAUGGCCGACAACAACAAUAAGAACGACAAAACUGAGAAGACAACUUUGCUGCAGCUCAUUGCAGUCAACGAUAGUUAUCCCUAUAACGCCUCGUCUUUCGACCCACUUUACCGCCUUUAUCUGCCCAGGGAUGACCGACCCCAUGGCUAUCUACUACCGGAGGUUGUAGAGAAGAUGCCAUGGACUAAAGAUUUCAAGAUCACGCACGAGAACCCAAGGAGAGUCGAUGUUUUGGACAGCUCCGACGGCAAAGAUACGUCAGCAGCCUGCAACAAAGCGCUCGCUAAGGUGGUUACAGCCUGCCAGGAGAAAGAUCUCUUCAACCUGAAGGGCGAGCAAUACGAGGAGUUCGCGAUCGUAGGCGUCCAGUAUCCCGUCCGUCUCUUCAGGUAUGCUGCAUCCCUGUUCGGCAUCAUCAGUCAAGGUGCCCAUCUUACUGCAUACAUCCGUACAUCAAGCGGGUUGAAGAUCUGGGUCCCUCGUCGAAGUCCUACGAUAAGUACAUUCCCCAACAAGCUGGACAGCACCGUCGCCGGUGGCAUCUCCGCCGAGGACACGCCAUUUGAGACUAUCAUUCGAGAAGCAGAAGAGGAAGCGUCUUUGACCGAAGAUCUCACUCGACGAGAUGUUCUGUCGGCAGGAGUGCUCACGUACAUCACUUUGCUCGAGCAGGGUCAGGGGGAAGUUGGAGGUCUUGUCAAGCCGGACAUGGUUUAUGUAUACGACUUGGAGCUUUCUGAAGAUGUGAUCCCAAAGCCACACGAUGGCGAGGUUAAGGAGUUUUACCUCAUGACGCCUGACGAGAUCAAAACAGCAUUGCUUCGGAAGGAGUUCAAGACGAACUCUGCGGCUGUUAUGAUCGAUUUCUUCAUCAGGCAUGGAAUCAUCACAGCCGAUAAUGAGCGCGAUUACACCGAGAUGAGCAUGCGUCUCCAUCGUACUCUUCCAUUUGCCACUGCACCACGGCUAUGA
This is a messenger RNA of Ilyonectria robusta, 1675 nucleotides long. RefSeq lists its product as uncharacterized. Gene Ontology annotation, molecular function: 8-oxo-dGDP phosphatase activity. Lineage: Eukaryota; Fungi; Ascomycota; Sordariomycetes; Hypocreales; Nectriaceae. The coding region runs from base 413 to 1675 and encodes 420 amino acids. The record is from RefSeq and is a predicted model, not a curated record. The transcript has 2 exons.